Messenger RNA from Eufriesea mexicana, 525 nucleotides. RefSeq names its product MICOS complex subunit MIC13. Bases 77 to 421 code for a protein of 114 amino acids. Gene Ontology annotation, cellular component: mitochondrial crista junction; MICOS complex. Gene Ontology annotation, biological process: cristae formation. NCBI's taxonomy places the organism in Eukaryota, Metazoa, Arthropoda, Insecta, Hymenoptera, Apidae. The record is from RefSeq and is a predicted model, not a curated record. The transcript has 4 exons.
UACGUAAUUUUCAUGUUUCUGUAUAAUAAACGAAAGUGUAAUAGAGGUAUUGUGUCAAAGUAACUGGUAUUACAGAAUGAAAAUACCCUGGUUUCUUGUAAAAGCCACGGUUGUUGGUAAUGUUGUCUAUUAUACUUAUGCGGAAGGAUUGUGGUCGAAACCAGAGGAAACUGCUAAAUUAUAUAAAAAAAUAUGCGUAAAUGUUGCUCCAUAUGUUAAAGAAAAUGUACCGAAAGAAAUUAUUGAAGAGAUAGCACAACUACCAAGUGUGACAGACAUCACAAGUUUUAUCAAAACAUCUUGGAACCAAGGAGUUAUGACCAGCAUGGAAUUUCUUUCUGAUUUACCAACAUAUACCUAUAAUAGUAGUAUUAGUUUAUAUGAAAUUAUGCAAAAAUACUUAAAAGAUAUUCCUUCAUAGAAACAAAAAUAAUUUAUAUGUAAUACUAAAUGUGUAUAUGAUAAAUGAUAAGAAAUAGUGAGUUUAUUAAAGUUAAGGGAAUAAAGACAUAUUUCGCAGUAUGC